AUGUCUCAGGAACCCAUUCUUCUCGAUGUCGCAGCGGCGACCAGUAUUCAUUCAGAGGCUGCAGCCCUUACCGGCUUCAAGGACCUAUUGUUCGGCUCGAUUGCUGGAAUGAUUGGCAAGACCAUUGAAUACCCAUUCGAUACUGUCAAGGUACGGUUGCAAUCGCAACGCGACGACGCCCCACUGCGAUACCGUGGACCACUCGACUGCUUCCGGCAAACAGUAGCGCAGGACGGAAUCCGAGGCCUCUAUCGUGGAAUCUCGUCGCCUCUGGUAGGAGCUGCUGUUGAGAACUCGGCACUGUUCUUUAGCUACAACAUCGCGCAAAGCUUCGUCAAAAAGACCCUCUACCCGGCGAUCCCAGAGAACGAAAAACUCCCGCUAAAUGCGCUAGUCUUCUGCGGUGCCGCCUCAGGCGCCUUCGCCUCCUUCAUCCUCACCCCGAUUGAGCUUAUUAAAUGCAAAAUGCAAGUGCAGACGAUUGGGUUACAGCGCCCUAUCUCCUCCGGAGCCAUUCCUAGUGCAACAGCAGGAAUCCAUACUGCAGCGGUCCGCCAUGCGGGGCCUAUUGCGCUUAUUGGAGAGGUGUACCGCGUGUAUGGGGUUCGCGGGUUCUGGCAUGGUCAGUUUGGAACCUUCCUUCGGGAAACCGGAGGUAGCGCAGCGUGGUUCGGAAGUUAUGAAUAUAUGAGCGGGAUGCUGCGUGGGUUGAGUGGGAAGAAGACGAACUCUGCUGGGGAGCAGAUGAUUGCCGGUGCUACGGCGGGUGUAAGCUACAACUUUAUGUUCUACCCUGCAGACUCAGUUAAGUCUCGUAUGCAGACCGAAGCCAUCGGCGCCAAGGGUGAUAAGAUGGAAUCCUUCUUCACGGUCGCAAAGAAGAUGUACCAGGCCGGCGGCAUCAAGCCUAUGUAUAGAGGCUGUGGCAUCACAUGCAUGAGAAGUGCGCCCUCUUCAGCAAUUAUUUUCUUGGUCUAUGAGAGCUUGAAGUCGUAUUUCGCUUAA
Messenger RNA from Morchella importuna, 1005 nucleotides. RefSeq lists its product as uncharacterized. The record is from RefSeq and is a predicted model, not a curated record. The transcript has 5 exons. Gene Ontology annotation, molecular function: L-ornithine transmembrane transporter activity. Lineage: Eukaryota; Fungi; Ascomycota; Pezizomycetes; Pezizales; Morchellaceae. Bases 1 to 1005 code for a protein of 334 amino acids. Gene Ontology annotation, biological process: mitochondrial L-ornithine transmembrane transport.